Ostrea edulis (European flat oyster) is the source of this 2701-nucleotide messenger RNA. RefSeq lists its product as uncharacterized. The coding region runs from base 341 to 1060 and encodes 239 amino acids. The record is from RefSeq and is a predicted model, not a curated record. Gene Ontology annotation, molecular function: protein binding. Lineage: Eukaryota; Metazoa; Mollusca; Bivalvia; Ostreida; Ostreidae. The transcript has 7 exons. Gene Ontology annotation, biological process: signal transduction.
AUAGUUAGUCGAAAUUUGACAACUUCCCGACUGGAAAUCCCUUUCCCAACGUUUCUGUUGGACACAGAAUUUACCAAUUCCUGGUCAGUAUUUAGCUACCGUUAUAGAACACUUCCAUGGUCAAACGACAAGUGAUAAGGACUUGUUUGUAACAGGAAGGGAGAACAUGACGCAGGCCUCUGAAUCUCUAAUCAGGCAAGGGACCAGACCAGCAUUCAAACCCAGGCUUCCUGAAUAUCCAAUCAGGUGCUCUACCAACUGAGCUCUCUGGCCACCGGUGAUCUAACCCAUCUGAUCGCUACAGUACUAUAUAUGUACAUGAUAUGCUGAGAAACUGUUUAUGAUAAUCAUGUCAAGACGAAACAAACACAGACAUAUUGAUGCAGAAAGAACUGUUGCCGAGGCCAUGAAACAGGUGGAACGGGCAAUGAAGCAUGUUAAAGUGGCCACCCGAGGGAUGGAUGACAUAGAUUUAGGGGACAGUCCGGGGGCUGGGAUUACUCACGAAGAUGAUGACACUGAAGGAGCAGAGACAAAGAUAAAUAAGGAUGGCUCCAUCAAAAUUGAUAAAAAAGUCUUUGGAAAAAAAACUUCUAUACAUAUACAUAACUCAAAGAAUGUUCAGGUGGGGAAUAACAACGUAAUGGUUAUCAACCAGACAGCCAACCCUCGAAGGAGAAGACAGCAGGUUGAUUCCAGUUCAGAGUCAUCUGAUUCAGAGGAAGAUGUACCAGCAAAGGCAGCAGCUAAACCUAUCACUGAUAUCUGUCAGCAGAUACUAAGUUCCAACAGACCGGCAGAUGACCAGGACAUUAGGAGAGCCACCACUAUGAUUGGCAAAAAAUGGCGGAGAGUAGGUCGAAGCCUCAAUGUGAGUGAUGCAGACCUGGAACAGAUCUACAUUCAGCACUUUCGGGAGGACGGAAUCAGGGGUGUGGUACAUCAAGUGUUUACAAAAUGGAAACAAAUUAACGGCAAGAAAGCUACUGUGGGAGCUCUGACGACAGCAUUGUCAAAGGUCACGGACCACAAGGAGAUUCAAGUGAACUUUGAACCUUGACGAAGGUUAUACAGUUAUAAUGUUUUGUUUGUGCCUUUCUGACCAUGAUGAUUGGAUGACAGUGGUGAUGCAUAUGUCAUCAUUAUUCUCAACGUUUCUGAAGUGCCCUCAUGAAGUACUUCAAGAAUUCUCCACCUAGCCACUGUUAUUUCAGGUUACUGCACAGAGAAAAGGAGGGCCACUUUUACUGGAAUCGUUUGGAAUCAUUUGAAAAAAUGUUACAAAAUAAAAAUGACAUCAUGAUUAGAGGUGUGUGUGAAGAAGUCCCACGGAGCUGAAGCAACAAUUUACAAAUACAAAUAUCAGAUAGAAAUCACAGUGUGAGAUAGUUCCCAUACUGUCGUAGGUAAAAACACAAAACUUUUGAAUUCUUAUCCAAAUGUACUCACAGCAACUGUUACACACAGAAUGAUUAUAAUAUGACUAGAUGGACUUGUGUUAUUCACUGAACAGAAAUUUGAAAAUAAAUAACUUAAUCACAAUAUGUCAGAUUCGUGAAUGAAUUUGUAGACAGCAGAACAUAUAAUACAGUGUAUUUCGUAUGACAGCUUUAACUGCCACAAAGUAACAAGUAUACUAAGUACAGCUGCCACAAAGCAACAAGUAUACUCAGUACAGCUGCCACAAAGUAACAAGUUUACUAUUAGUAGAAUGAAUAGAAGGCGCCUUUAAUCUUAAUCAUUCUAUAGAAAGUUGUUUCUGCAGGGAUUUUUUUAGGGUCAGUAGGGGACCGAAAUUAGGCCCCAUUCCCAAUGCUAAAACGCAGGUAUUUUCCCCAAUUAUUGCUUUGAAAUUCCCAAACAAUGAAAAUAAAUCAAGCAGGGUAGCCUAACCAUUCAUAAAUCUUCUUCACAGGCCCACAGAGUACAAUUUUUGCUUCAAACCUAAUUUUUUGGCCUCUGCUUAUUUGAAUGAGGUAAGCUUUGACCAAAUUGAAAGUCAGAAGGAGCCCAAUUAUACCUUAAAGCACUCUGGAUUGGUUUUUUUCCUAUUUCUUUGUAUGAAACAUUUUUCCCAAAUAUCAAGCAAAUGUCGCUAUUUUUUUCUUAUUGGAAAGGCCCAGGCCCUUGAAAUUAAGACCUUAAAAAAACCUGGAUUCUGACAGAUGAAUAUUUUUUUGCAAAGAAAAAAAAAUGGUAUGAAUCUUCAAGUUUCCUUAUCAUGGUUAUGAACAUUUGAGAGUGUCAAUAACAUUAUGUCUGUUUUGCAUGGAUGGUAUUUAUUGCAUGCUUACCUAUGAAAAGUGUCAUAACAUGACUUUUACCACCAAUUAACUCUCUGCAAAGUUUACUACAUAUUUAUGGCUUUUUGUGAUUGUGUGUUUCUUGACAUUUUAGAACAUGUGUCUUCUACAUUUGAUAAUUUUUAUUGAUGGAGAUGAUUUGUAUAAUCAUUUUGUUGCUAUGGAGAUGAUUUGUAUAAUUAUUUUGUUGCUAAGGAGAUGGUUUGUAUAAUCAUUUCGAUGCUAUGCAGAAGUUGUUGAUGGCAAUUUAGACAAUACUUUUGAUAUAUGUAUUAUAAACACUAUGUAUUGUAGAUUAUAUUUAUAUACUUUAUUUAUAUUAUCAAACAACUGACCCAUUUGUUGCAAUUGGAUAAUUUGAUCUGCUUAAUGUAGAAUUUAAAGUUACGUGAAGUCAU